Mus pahari (shrew mouse) is the source of this 5679-nucleotide messenger RNA. RefSeq names its product EPH receptor A3 (gene Epha3). Gene Ontology annotation, biological process: protein phosphorylation; cell surface receptor protein tyrosine kinase signaling pathway; axon guidance. The transcript is spliced from 17 exons. Gene Ontology annotation, cellular component: plasma membrane; neuron projection. NCBI's taxonomy places the organism in Eukaryota, Metazoa, Chordata, Mammalia, Rodentia, Muridae. Gene Ontology annotation, molecular function: transmembrane-ephrin receptor activity; ATP binding; protein binding. The coding region runs from base 129 to 3083 and encodes 984 amino acids. The record is from RefSeq and is a predicted model, not a curated record.
AGUGUCAAACUUGACAUCAGACUGCGAGCGGAGCAUGGUAACUUCUCCAGCAAUCAGAGCGCUCCCCCUCACAUCAGUGGUAUGCUUCGCGGAGAUAUGCUCCUCUCACUGCCCGGUGCACCAGCAACAUGGAUUGUCACUUCUCCAUCCUCGUCCUGCUCGGCUGCUGCGUCCUCAGCUGCUCCGGAGAACUGAGCGCUCAGCCUUCCAACGAAGUUAAUCUACUAGAUUCGAAAACGAUUCAAGGAGAGCUGGGCUGGAUCUCCUACCCAUCCCACGGGUGGGAAGAGAUCAGUGGUGUUGAUGAACAUUACACACCAAUCAGGACUUACCAGGUGUGCAAUGUCAUGGAUCACAGUCAAAAUAAUUGGCUGAGGACAAACUGGGUACCCAGAAACUCAGCUCAGAAGAUCUAUGUGGAGCUAAAGUUCACACUGCGGGACUGUAACAGCAUUCCAUUGGUUUUGGGGACUUGUAAGGAGACCUUUAACCUGUACUACAUGGAGUCUGAUGAUGAUCAUGGUGUCAAAUUCCGAGAGCAUCAGUUCACGAAGAUUGACACCAUUGCCGCUGAUGAAAGUUUCACUCAGAUGGAUCUCGGGGACCGCAUUCUGAAACUGAACACUGAGAUUAGAGAAGUAGGACCAGUCAACAAAAAGGGAUUUUAUUUGGCCUUUCAAGAUGUUGGUGCUUGUGUUGCCUUGGUGUCUGUGAGAGUGUACUUCAAAAAGUGCCCGUUUACAGUGAAGAAUCUGGCUAUGUUUCCAGACACAGUGCCCAUGGACUCCCAGUCUUUGGUGGAGGUUAGGGGCUCUUGUGUCAAUAAUUCUAAGGAGGAGGAUCCUCCCAGGAUGUACUGCAGCACAGAAGGUGAAUGGCUGGUCCCCAUUGGCAAAUGCACUUGCAAUGCUGGGUAUGAAGAACGAGGGUUCAUAUGCCAAGCUUGUCGACCAGGCUUCUACAAGGCUUCGGAUGGUGCUGCCAAGUGUGCUAAGUGCCCACCACACAGCUCAACACAAGAAGAUGGUUCAAUGAACUGCAGGUGUGAGAAUAAUUAUUUCCGGGCAGAAAAAGACCCUCCAUCCAUGGCUUGUACCCGACCUCCAUCCGCACCAAGAAAUGUUAUCUCUAACAUAAACGAGACCUCGGUUAUCCUGGACUGGAGCUGGCCCCUGGACACAGGAGGCCGGAAGGAUAUUACCUUCAACAUCAUAUGUAAAAAGUGUGGGUGGAAUGUCAGGCAGUGUGAGCCAUGCAGCCCCAACGUCCGCUUCCUCCCUCGGCAGCUUGGACUCACCAACACCACGGUGACAGUGACAGACCUCCUAGCUCACACCAACUACACCUUUGAGAUCGAUGCCAUUAAUGGGGUGUCAGAGCUGAGCUCGCCACCGAGACAGUAUGCCGCAGUCAGCAUUACAACUAAUCAGGCUGCUCCAUCACCAGUUAUGACAAUUAAGAAAGAUCGGACUUCCAGAAACAGUAUCUCUUUAUCUUGGCAAGAACCGGAACAUCCAAAUGGGAUUAUCCUGGACUAUGAGGUCAAAUACUAUGAAAAGCAGGAGCAAGAGACGAGUUAUACCAUUUUGAGAGCAAGAGGCACAAAUGUUACCAUCAGUAGCCUCAAGCCAGAUACUACUUAUGUCUUCCAAAUCCGAGCUCGGACGGCAGCAGGAUAUGGAACCAACAGCCGCAAAUUUGAAUUUGAAACUAGCCCAGACUCUUUCUCCAUCUCUGGUGAAAACAGUCAUGUGGUGAUGAUUGCUAUUUCCGCAGCUGUGGCCAUCAUUGUCCUCACGGCGGUCACCUAUGUUUUGGUCGGGAGGUUUUGUGGCUAUCACAAGUCAAAACACAGUUCAGAGGAGAAGCGCCUUCACUUUGGGAAUGGGCACCUAAAACUUCCAGGACUCAGGACCUACGUUGAUCCACAUACAUAUGAAGACCCUACCCAAGCAGUUCAUGAGUUCGCGAAGGAGUUGGAUGCCACCAAUAUAUCCAUCGACAAAGUUGUUGGAGCAGGUGAAUUUGGAGAAGUGUGCAGCGGCCGCUUAAAACUUCCUUCAAAAAAAGAGAUUUCGGUGGCCAUAAAGACCCUGAAAGUGGGAUAUACCGAGAAACAGAGGAGAGACUUCCUCGGAGAAGCGAGCAUCAUGGGACAGUUUGACCAUCCCAACAUCAUUCGACUGGAAGGCGUUGUCACUAAGAGUAAGCCAGUGAUGAUUGUCACAGAAUACAUGGAGAAUGGUUCCUUGGACAGUUUCUUACGUAAACAUGAUGCCCAGUUCACAGUCAUCCAGCUUGUGGGAAUGCUCCGUGGGAUAGCAUCAGGUAUGAAAUACCUCUCAGAUAUGGGCUACGUCCACCGGGACCUUGCUGCUCGCAACAUCUUGAUCAACAGUAACUUAGUGUGCAAGGUUUCUGACUUUGGACUCUCUCGGGUGCUUGAAGAUGAUCCAGAAGCUGCUUACACAACCAGGGGUGGAAAGAUACCAAUAAGGUGGACAUCACCGGAAGCAAUUGCCUAUCGCAAGUUCACAUCAGCCAGCGAUGUAUGGAGUUAUGGAAUUGUUCUCUGGGAAGUGAUGUCUUACGGAGAAAGACCAUACUGGGAGAUGUCCAAUCAGGAUGUAAUUAAGGCUGUGGAUGAGGGCUAUCGCCUGCCACCUCCCAUGGAUUGCCCAGCUGCCUUGUAUCAGUUGAUGUUGGACUGCUGGCAGAAAGACAGGAACAACAGACCCAAGUUCGAGCAGAUCGUCAGCAUUCUGGAUAAGCUCAUCCGGAAUCCAGGCAGUCUGAAGAUCAUCACCAGCACAGCUGCAAGGCCAUCAAACCUCCUUCUGGACCAAAGCAAUGUCGAUAUCGCUACCUUCCACACAACCGGUGAUUGGCUUAAUGGCAUGAGGACAGCACACUGUAAGGAAAUCUUCACAGGCGUCGAGUACAGCUCCUGUGACACCAUCGCCAAGAUCUCCACAGAUGACAUGAAAAAGGUUGGUGUUACUGUGGUUGGGCCACAGAAGAAGAUCAUCAGCACCAUUAAAGCUCUAGAAACACAAUCUAAGAAUGGUCCAGUUCCAGUGUAAAGUACUGGAAGGAUCUGAGACACGGGAAGAUGCAGCAGCAUCCUGCAGACAGAUGGAAAUGAUGGAGACUCUGCCGAAAGCUCCAAGUCUAAUAAGACACUCAGUUCUAAGUCCAAAUGCCUUAAAAUGGAAUUGAAAAAUCUCUUUAUUUUCCCCUAUCAUUUUACAGAUGGGUGGGUGGGUGCAUUUUGUUUUGUAAUUGCUUUUUAAAUGUUAAUUGAUGGGGUUAAUUAAAAUUCUUCAGUACAAAGUGGAAGAACUAGUGUAGAGCCAUUGAUCAUUAACUAUCAUGGAAAUAAACUAAGUAAACUAGCAAAAUGGACCUGAAGGCUUUGUUGUGAAUGGCCACAGAGGAAAAGACUUGUCAUAUUUUUAUACACAGAAAAAAAAGCUGUAACAGGUAUUUUGUUUCUUUAAAAGCAAGCAAAAUGGAGGCAAUUAUACCUCAAACUAUCUGGCCAUACUUACUACCUUAUCACGUUAGUAUUCUCUUUAUCUGUUUGAAGCAUUUAGAGAUGAAGUUUGUAGUUGUUUUAAAUACUGUACAUUUUUAAUUGUUACCUUCCUUAAGUAGACGAUGUAAAAACAUGUCUUAACUUGGGGGGAAGUGCAUAUUUAUUUUCUUUUGGACUUUUUAAUUGUUUUAUAUUUAUGCCUUGAUGAUUUAAUUUGGGUUUUGUUACAGCCAAGUGCCAAAUGCUAUUGCAAAUUGUCAGCAGUAAGAAACAUGUUUAACUAUACCCAGAGAAUGAUAUGUUCUUUUCUACAACUGUUGAACAAUCCACUUAUAUGUACCAACAAAAUGAAAUGCUUUCCCUGUUCAUACAGUCACCAAAUCACUCACAGUCUGAAUAUACCAUUCAUUUUUGUCUCUUCAUUUAUCAGUAAAUGUAUGCUCCUAAUUUAGUGUAAUAUACUGGCUUGUAUGUAAUAGAUUUUUACCAAGAUGUCAUACUUUCCCUACUCUGGUGCUUAGAGGACAUCAACUCCUUUCAUUCACGAAAGAAGCUUAUUAGAACUCCUUAGAUUUGCAAACUGGAAAGAUCAAAAUGAGGUUAAAUGGUUACAGUAAUUGACAGCAGCCUAUAGGUAAAAUGCAUGAGCCAAAAAAAAAAAAAAAUAAGAAAGAAAAAUUGCUUGUUUUGAAAAGUAUUUUAAUAUUAUUGCUUAAACAUGUAGAGAAUGGUGAUAGCUAAGCUACUCAUCUGCAUCACUGGGGUGUAGGUCAAUUAAUUGCACACUUUCAUCAUCAAUAUCAGGUAUAACUAUCUUUGAGUCUUCCACUUCAAUGUACCUAUUGUGAGUUAGGUGCAUGAUUAGAAGCCUUGAACUUCUAAACAUCUUAUUAAGCAUAGCAUUUUUGAAAUAGCAACUCAUCUAAUCAAUAAAUCCACAUCCACAGACAAUGGAGGAAUGAGAUGUCUCAUUAUGGGGAUGUAGCCUUGCUGUUCCCUAAAGGCCAAUUGUAAGCAUAUUCUUGAAUAUUAAGAAGGAUGUGCCUAAUGGGCAUGACACAUGCUGAAGCAAUAUUUUAGAUUCUGGAUUUUCUUGCUGAUAGUAUCAUUCCAUAGGGUCAAGGAAUACCUGUGUCACAGAAUAAGAUGGUUCAAACAAUGCUGUAAGAAAUAUGUCUCUAUGCAAAAUGGGACACUAAAGAUAUACAGCUUCCAAUCAUAGAGGCAGAUUUCCAAAUAUAAUCUGUUGUAGGUUUAGUAUACUAGAGCUUAGGUGAGUUCUUUCAGAUGUGAAAUUGUUUCCCAAAUGUUGACGAUACUCCAUAUAACCAAAUCAUGCUACUAGAAUUUGUAUUGAACUUAUAAGAACAUGAAUAUUUUGGAAAUGUGCUGAUGAAACUAAUAAUAAAUUUUAUAUCUCCUGAAAGCAGUUAGAAAAGACUCUAAUCAAAUAAUUUACAAUUUGGAAUAUAAUGCAAAAUUCAAAUCUGGCAUCUGAACCAAUUCGCCUAUGACAGCAUUCAUUCUCUUAGGCAAUAUUCUGGACACGCUCAACAAAAAUGAAUUUCAAAAUACUUAGAUAGACAAAAAUCGUUGAAUCUGUUGCAUUUAUUUUGACUGAGAAUUUUGUUUGAAAGUAGAGGUAUUUUAAGCAGUAUAUUGCUUUUCAUUUGUCAGUAUUUUUCUAUCUCACAAUUUAUGAAUUUCCUUUGCAUAACCCCUUCCCUGUACAUAUGUAAACAUAACAGUGUACGAUUCUGGACUGGGGAGUAGAGGUUCUAGGUUGCUUAUGGCCAUCUCUUUGUACAGGAACUACAUUGCCUUCCCAUACCAGUGAGGCUACUGCUCCCUUGCCACGUUAUGUACCAUAUUACCUGAUUUGUAUCUUAAAUUUGAUUUAUAGAUAUUAUUUAUUUCUCGCAACACACCCAGUCUAGGCUGUACUGAGUAUCUACCAAGCCAUGUAUAAAUAUGAUAUGAUUGGCAGUAUGUGUUUACUUUUAAACUUGCAUUUUUAAAACAUGGUUCAUUUAGUUUAUGUUGCACAAUGUAGAUGGCCUCUUACUAAUGUAAAAUGAUUUCUAGUGGGAACAUUUAUAUUUUUAUAAUAAACAUAAUGAAAAUAUUUUUACAGAUCAGAA